AUGGUCGGCGUGGCUGGGAAAUCAAAGGGUUGCAACACUUGUCGAAAGCGAAAAAUUGCAUGUGAUCAGGAGAAGCCAACAUGCAAGCGGUGUACACAGUCAAACCGUGUAUGUGGUGGAUAUGAGAAGGAAAGGGUCUUUGUACUAGUCCAGCCAGCGGCGGAGAAAACACACACUUAUCUAAGAUCGCCUCCGGAGCCUCAACGGAACGCCAAAUCCCCAGUGGAGGAGGCCCGGCGCGUCCAAGCUACUGUUCCCUUCACGAAGAGAAAUUCCGCCUAUAAACUGAUACAGAAUCACAUCGAAUGCCACAGCUUGAUUCAGGCCUUUCUCUCAAACUGCUUUCCUUCUCAAUGGGUCUCUGCGGCUCCCCGGUCCUGGAUCGCUUUACUUGGGGAGCUACCGACGAAAGCCGAAACCCUCGAGAUAUCCACUGCGGCAGUUGCCGCCUCAGCGCUCGGAAACAUGUUCCAUAUGCCUGAUCUAGUCAAGACAAGUCACAAAUACUAUACCCAGGGCCUCCGUCAGCUACAAAAGGCUUUGUAUGACCCGGUUCUCAUGCACGAUGACGGAACCCUCGCGGCAUGCAUGGCCUUGAGCCUCUACGAAGCUCUUGAAUGUCCUUCUGCGGGAUCGGAAGGGUAUUUCAGUCAUUGUCACGGUCUUAUCGCAUUGAUUCAAGCCCGUGGUGUACACGCACAUACGUCGGGGGCUGGUCAUCAGCUCUUUUUAGGGCUUCGAGUCCCGGGGAUUCUCUACGCUCUGCAACGCAAUGAUUCCACUGUUUUAUUCGACUCGAAGUGGAUGGAGCAACCUUGGGCUGAAUAUACCAAGUCACCAUUUGAUCGUGUAACAGACUGCUUUGCCCAUGCCCCAGGAAUCCUGGAGCGCGUGAGAAAAAUACCGUCUUUGGGUGUCGAUGACCAGCUCAAUUUGGCCUAUAGCCUGAUUCAUGAAUGCUGGCAAGUCGACAACAGCUUGGACAUCAUAUACGAUGAGAUGCAACACAGCGAUUCCGGUUCUCUCUACUGGCCAAGGCCUUCUCAGCAGCCCAUUUUCGCUGGCAUGGAUGGUUCCCUGGAUCUUUUCCCAAUGGUUUUUUGCUUUUCAAAUAUCGAAACCGCCAAAACACUUAUACUAUUAUGGGCAACACGAACUAUGCUCUGGGUCGGGCUGUGUAAUUUAUACAAGCUUGUCGAAUUCCUGACAGGCAUUAGGGGCUACGUUACCAUUACCGAUGAAGCUCGUCUACCUCCUCUUAGUCACCGAGAAGACUAUAUUUCCAUGGCCUACCAUGUUUGCCAGUCGGUGGAAUACUUUUUACAGGACAAAAUGCUGCUGGCUGGGCCGAUGUCAGUCAGUCCGGCCCUUGGUAUUGUCCUCGACAGCCUUCAACAAGGAUUUCACCCUCAUGAGGUUACGUGGCUUCGGGCAGCUCUUGAUGUGGUGCGACGGAAAGGUCUUCGCGCACUCGAGUAUGUCACAUAUUAG
Penicillium verhagenii is the source of this 1491-nucleotide messenger RNA. RefSeq names its product Zn(II)2Cys6 transcription factor domain-containing protein. Gene Ontology annotation, biological process: regulation of DNA-templated transcription. The record is from RefSeq and is a predicted model, not a curated record. Bases 1 to 1491 code for a protein of 496 amino acids. NCBI's taxonomy places the organism in Eukaryota, Fungi, Ascomycota, Eurotiomycetes, Eurotiales, Aspergillaceae. Gene Ontology annotation, molecular function: zinc ion binding; DNA-binding transcription factor activity, RNA polymerase II-specific. The transcript is spliced from 3 exons.